Messenger RNA from Lethenteron reissneri (Far Eastern brook lamprey), 437 nucleotides. Its product is annotated as retinal rod rhodopsin-sensitive cGMP 3',5'-cyclic phosphodiesterase subunit gamma-like. Gene Ontology annotation, cellular component: photoreceptor outer segment membrane. Gene Ontology annotation, molecular function: cGMP binding; 3',5'-cyclic-nucleotide phosphodiesterase activity. Gene Ontology annotation, biological process: positive regulation of epidermal growth factor receptor signaling pathway; positive regulation of G protein-coupled receptor signaling pathway; visual perception. The record is from RefSeq and is a predicted model, not a curated record. Lineage: Eukaryota; Metazoa; Chordata; Hyperoartia; Petromyzontiformes; Petromyzontidae.
GUCAAAGUUGACCCGCGAUGAACCUGGCGACCGCCAACACGUCCGGGGCCCUGAUGGCCCCCACCAAAGUGAGUGGGGGGCCCGCCACGCCGCGGCGGGGCCCCCCCAAGUUCAAGCAGCGCCAGACGCGGCAGUUCAAGAGCAAGCCCCCCAAGAAGGGCAUUCAAGGGUUCGGGGACGACAUCCCCGGCAUGGAGGGCCUGGGCACUGACAUCACCGUCAUCUGCCCGUGGGAGGCGUUCAACCACCUGGAGUUGCACGAGCUGGCGCAGUACGGAAUCAUCUGACGGCGCCAUCAGAUGAUGGCGCCGUCAAGAUGAUGACGGCGCCGUCAAGAUGGAGCGACCGCCACCACCCCACCGGUCCCGGCCACCACCGCCACCGGCAGGCAGUGGCGGCCGGAGAGUAGCGCGCCAAGUCCCAUCAUCUCCAUCAUC